GGGUGCUUUUGGAGCGAAGAAGAGAAAUUCAAAUUUCCGAAGUAAAAUUACAAAACUGAGACGUUUACCUAGUGAUUUAUGAGGAUUUAGCAUCCAUAACACCUCCAAGUUUAAAUGGCAUGUUCUUGGCGUUGGCUUGCAAUAUGGUCGUUUUUCAUUCUGUUGGAAAGAUAUAUAACCAUUUUUGAUCUCAAAGGGAAAAUUGAUGUCGUAUAACGUGAUUUCUCGAAAACCUUUGAUAUGGUCAAUCAUGUAUGUCUUAUCAGAAAACUCAAAGUGUUAGGCGCCACGUCGCCAUUACUUGAUUGGCUUACUUUGUAAGUCAUGGUAAAUCUCACUUGGGCUAAAAAUGUCCCAGUGGGAUCCGUCAGGGUUCGGAACUAGGACCUCUUCUUUUCUUGAUUUAUAUACAUGGCCUUCCACAGAAAUUGUCAUCAGAUUUAUUACUUUUCACUGAAGAUGAGUAAUAGCACCCUUAACACUUCUGGAUAUACCCCGUCACCAAACUUAGUGGUAACACCCAUGAAUUGGAGGCCCAACAUAUGGGAACACUUUUCACCCUUUGCGAGUAGUCAGAUGCUGGAAUUCACUUCUGGUUGAGCUCGUUGAAGCAGCUUUUCAGAUUUUCUAUAAGAGGAACUUGAUAUAUUUUUAUGGACUAAGGAUAGCGUCUCACUAUGCUUUAAUAGUGUUUUCCUCCCACUUUAUCGUUAACUGAACCCAGAUUCCUGGCUGGAGGCAUCAAAUAUCCACUGCUACUAGAUAUGAAAGCUCGUUGAGCGAGAGCUUCUUCUAUUCCGUCGACAGUCAUUUGAAGGUCGUUGGGGCAAAAGAGGGGCGACUUCAAUCUCAAGGUGGAGUACUGGUGGACUACCUUUUAGCGACGCUAGAGUGGCCUUGAAAGUGUCCACAGCAUCCUUAAUACUUCUAGACAUCCCCUUAAUCACCUACCUAAGGUUAGUUCCAACACAAACUUUAGAGGUAACACUCAAAAACCAGAGGCACAAAACAGCAGAGCGGACUAUAGACACACCUCCAUCUCCCUUAAGAGUAGUUAAAUGUUGGGAUUCGCUGCCGGCUGAGCUAGUCCAAGCGACUUCCCAGGAGUCUUUUUAGAGAAAACUUGACAUAUUCUUAUGUACUAAGGACAAUAUCCUUAUGAUCUACCAACUUGUUGUCGUUAUUAUGCCUAGGUUCCUGCCUGGAGGUAUCAGUGAUCUACUGCUACCAGAUACGGAGGUCCAUCAAGCGAUCUCUGAGGUACAAAUUGAGAUUAUAACUAAGGUUAAGGUUGAGUUAGUGUUAAAAUAUUUCAAAACUUCCAAUAAGCACCAAUUCCUUCCUUCAAACUAUAACAUUUGGGAACAUGUAGUCAACAUAGACAAUUUCAUUAGUUACGCAAAAAUAACGUAUUCACGGAUUUUAUUCCGUUCGGUACUGUAAUUCACUUGUCUACUAUUUUCUUUUAAAUCGAAAUUUCUCUAAAUUCCCUCAUGCUAAGGACUAUGAUUAAAAUCCGCCAAUAAACAUCUGUCGAGUAAGUUUGAGUUGGUCUAAACAUACUUUGGUCUCACUUCCAUUGAUGUUUAUGCCCAUACUCUUUUUUAGUGAGUUAAGUUUUCACUUUUCACUAAUUUUAGGUUUUAUUUAAAUAUAAAGCCAGGCUAGGAUAGUUGCUGAUGUUUGGUAACAUUUCAUUUAAUCGAUCUCUAUAGUUUGUACUUACAGAAGCGGUGAUGUGAAUGCCAUGAAACUGUUGUUCAUAUCUUUCCUUACUUUGUUUGCAUAAAUGCGUAAAGCUUGUGUUCUUCAUUAAGUAAGAUUUACAGUACAUGUCUUUUUUUGUAGGACCAUCCAUUAUCUUUAAAUAUGUACCGAUCUGGCUUACUUAUUUUGUCACCGCAUGUGCACUCUCAGAAAUUAUUCUCUUUGUUAAAAUAUGUUAGCAAUGUAGUGAACGAAAAGCUGUUUUUAGCGAUUCUACGAAGUCCUUCGGAUUUUAUAUUUUGGAAAAAAGCGGCUACGUUGUGUUAUACAACCGCAUGUAAGGUUUGCCCAUCACUAAACGUCUGUCUUCUUCUUCCUACAACCAAGUAUACCAAGCCUUCAGUAAAGUUUGAUAUUGUAAUUUCACCGGAGUCUGAAUUUAGUCCUGUUUGGAUUUUAAAUGAAGCCCACAAUAUCAAUCCACUUUACGGUGAUCGUGUUAUAUAUGCUACCAUAGAUAAUUCCGAAUCAGACCUACCAAUUACUGAUGACCAAAUAACUGUUGCGUCAUCAGAUAAAUCACAUGAGGAUAUCUCCCGUGUAUGUCUCGGUGGUACUUUUGAUCGGUUACAUUAUGGACAUAAAAUUCUACUUACCGUUGGUGCUCUUUUGGCUAAAGAACAUUUGCUUGUUGGUGUAACAUGCUCUGAUUUACUUUCAAAUAAAUGUCUUAGCCCAUUGAUAUUUUCUUGGGAGAAGCGCAGUAAAAUUGUUCAAACUUUUCUCAGUGAUAUAGGCGUACAGUCUAAAAUUAUGAAAAUUGUUAAAUUAUCUGAUAAAUUCGGUCCACCUGGAUAUUCUGCAGAAUUUGACUGUAUUGUAGCCAGCUCCGAUUCUUUAGAUAGUUGUGAAAAACUGAAUGAAUUACGACGUGCGAAUGGAUUUAAGCCGUUAAAAAUUGAAGUAGUCGAUUUUAUGUAUUCAGCUAAGAUCUCCAACGAAUGUAAAGCCUAUCCUUUUGACUUGUCGGAUUUAAAGAUAUGUUCCUCAAAACUUCGUUUCAAUGAACUAGGCAGUCUGUUAAAACCUGUUAAUAAUAUAACUGUAAAUAAUUCUUCAUGUAGUCCAUAUUUGAUUGGUUUAACAGGACCAUCUGGUUCUGGUAAAUCAUCAUUGGCCAGACGACUCGAACAUUUAAGUGACCAAGUUCAUGUAAUCGAUUGUGAUCGUCUCGGUCAUGAAGCAUAUAUUCCUGGUACUCCUUGUCACCAAGCUCUUUUGUCUCAUUUUGGACGAGAAAAAAUAGCAUCUCCAGUGCCACCCUAUCCAAUAGACAGAGGCUUACUGGGAAAGCUAGUUUUUUCUGAUCCUGCUCAACUGAAAGAUCUGAAUUCCAUAGUUUGGCCUGAAAUAUUAAAAAAAAUUCUGACGCUUGUAAAAGAAAUAGAAUGUAAGGCAUUAGAACAAGAUCGGGAUCCUAAACGUCCGAUUAUUAUUAUAGAUGCCGCGGUGCUUUUACAGGCUAGGUGGGAUGAAAUGUGCCAGGAGGUAUGGUUAACAGUUUUAUCCCAAGCAGAAGCUCAGCGUCGGCUGUGUAAAAGAAACAAUCUAAGUCCGGAAGCAGCGUCAGAACGUCUUGCACGACAAGCUUCUGCUGUUGCUGAAGUGACUGGUGGGUACACUUGGUUUGAAGCAGGUCAGUAUUGUUCUCAGAAAAGUCCUAUCGACUAUGCACAUGUAAUUCUAAGUACAGAAUGGGACCUAGAAUGUUCGCAGUACCAAGUUGAAAAGUCAUGGAGAGCGCUACAACAAAGGUUAGAGCUAACUACAACAACCCAAUGAAUGCUUGCUAUUACCAAUUUGCAAUUUAUUAUCUGCUAAUUUGACACUAUGUAUUCAAUUAAUUGAAUUUUUAUAAUGAAUUUCACUUAUGGAACAAACAUGGUAUUAUAGCCAGUUGGACUUUUUCUAUCAGUCGAUAGUUCUAUGACCGUGCAUAAUAAACCAUUAUUAUUUUCGAUUAGUUUUGAUUUAAUU
Messenger RNA from Schistosoma spindalis, 3744 nucleotides. The record is from the annotation of a GenBank genome assembly. NCBI's taxonomy places the organism in Eukaryota, Metazoa, Platyhelminthes, Trematoda, Strigeidida, Schistosomatidae.